Molecule: messenger RNA, 1489 nt
Organism: Carica papaya (papaya)
Lineage: Eukaryota; Viridiplantae; Streptophyta; Magnoliopsida; Brassicales; Caricaceae
Product: fumarylacetoacetase
Biological process (GO): L-tyrosine catabolic process; L-phenylalanine catabolic process; homogentisate catabolic process
Molecular function (GO): fumarylacetoacetase activity
Source: RefSeq, a predicted model, not a curated record
UGCCUACGCCAUUUACCAUCCCACGGCCAUCCUCUGUCACUGAGUCACUGACUCGAGCUUCACCGGAGCUUCAUACAACGCCGUUUAUUCUUUUUGUUCUGCUACUCGAACCAUGGCGUUGAAGUCUUUCGUCGACGUCCAUCCGAAUUCUCACUUCCCCAUCCAGAACCUCCCCUACGGGGCGUUCAAGCCUUGGCCGAGUUGUCCGGCCCGACUCGGCGUCGCGAUUGGGGAGUACGUUUUGGACCUCUUCGAGAUCACCAAGGCCGGGCUCUUCAACGGACCGAUCCUCUGGAUCUCUGAUUGCUUUCUACAGUCUAAUCUGAAUAAGUUUUUGGCCAUGGGACGCCCUGCGUGGAAGGAAGCUCGUGCUACGCUUCAGAAGCUAUUAUCAUCUGACGAGCCAUCAUUGCGUGACAAUGCGGAUUUGAGGCAGAGGUCUCUUCACCCGAUGAACAAAGUAGAAAUGGUUCUUCCCGUUGAGGUUGGGGACUAUACAGAUUUUUUUUCAUCCAUGCAUCAUGCAAAGAACUGUGGGACCAUAUUCCGUGGGCCACAAAACCCGAUGCCUCAAAACUGGUUUCAUCUUCCAAUUGCAUAUCAUGGGCGAGCAUCAUCAAUUGUUAUCUCUGGGACAGACAUAAUUCGACCAAGAGGUCAAGGCUUUCCAAUUGGCAACUCUCCACCAUCUUUUGGACCUUCAAUGAAGCUUGAUUUUGAGCUAGAAAUGGCUGCCAUAGUAGGUCCUGGAAAUAAACUAGGAAAACCUAUAGAUGUUAAUGAUGCAGCAGAUCAUAUUUUUGGACUAGUAUUGAUGAAUGAUUGGAGUGCUAGAGAUAUUCAGGCAUGGGAAUAUGUGCCCCUGGGGCCUUUCUUAGGAAAGAGUUUUGGCACUACAAUAUCUCCAUGGAUUGUGACAUUAGAUGCUCUUGAGCCUUUUGCCUGUGAUGCUCCCAAACAGGACCCCCAUCCGCUGCCAUAUCUGGCUGAAAAGACAUCCAAAAACUACGAUAUUUCAUUAGAGGUUGAAAUCAAACCUGCUGGUCAAGAUAAUUCAUGUGUUGUAACAAGAAGCAACUUCAAAAACUUAUACUGGACAGUCACUCAGCAGGUUGCACAUCAUACAAUUAAUGGUUGCAACUUAAGGCCAGGCGAUCUCCUGGGAACUGGAACUAUCAGUGGACCUGAGCAAGAAUCAUUGGGAUGCUUGCUGGAGUUAACGUGGAAUGGACAAAACCCAUUAUCAUUGAAUGGUGCAACUCGUAAAUUCUUAGAAGACGGGGAUGAGGUCAUUUUUACUGGUUGUUGCAAGGGAGAUGGAUACAAUAUCGGGUUUGGAACUUGCACCGGGAAGGUUGUUCCGCCGCAAUAUUGCUGUAUUGAUUAAAGUCUGAAAUCAGUAGCUGAUUUUAUUUCACAACUUGUUAGAGAGCUACUGGAUUGAUGUUAACUUUCAUGGUUAACAUAUAAUCUCAGUUUGUAACAAUCA